GAUGAGUGCUCCACUGCUGCAUUUAGAUCGUGACGGCUCUUUCUCUCUCUUCGUCUCUCUCGAGCACUCGUUCCAGGGAGCUCCUUUUGCAUGAACGCCUGCCUUUCAAACCAGCAUGUUGUCAUAGUGUUUGCACUGGAGCCGUUGUUUAGGCUGACGCGUGAGCGGCAAAGGGUCCAAAAUGGGCAUCUCAGGUCUUCUUCCACUGCUCAAGUCAGUCCAGAAGCCAUGUAGUCUCAAGAAAUAUGCGGGCCAGACUAUUGGCGUGGAUACAUAUGGCUGGCUGCACCGGGCCACUGCUGCCUGCGCUAUCGAUCUGGCCCUGGACAAGCCUACCACCAAAUAUGUCGAGUUUGUCAUGCAUCGUGCUCGCAUGCUCAUCCAUUUCGGUGUCACCCCUUACCUAGUGUUCGAUGGCGACAACCUACCAAGCAAAGCGGGUACUGAGAAGGGUAGAAGAGAAAGGAGGAGAGAAAGCAAGAAGCUUGGUUUGGAACUAUUGAAAGUUGGCAAGAUGGCUCAGGCGCAACAGGAGCUGCAGAAGAGCGUGGACGUGACACCAGAAAUGGCGCGUAUGGUCAUCGAAGAGCUGAAACGGAACAACAUUCAGUACGUCGUCGCGCCUUAUGAGGCUGAUUCUCAGUUGGCGUACCUGGAACGCAAGGGAAUCAUCAACGGCGUUCUCUCGGAAGAUUCGGAUCUGCUCGUCUUUGGUGUCAAAUGUCUUAUUACGAAGUUGGACAAGUACGGAGACUGUAUCGAGGUUAACCGGAACCACUUCACUGCCUGCAGGGAAGUCAGCUUUGUAGGCUGGUCCGACGCCGACUUCCGAAGGAUGGCCAUUCUGAGUGGAUGCGACUACCUACCCGGAAUAGGAGGGCUUGGCCUAAAGACUGCCCAUCGGAUGCUGCGCAAGCAUAAGACCGUGGAUCGCCUCGUCAAGGCCGCUCAAUUUGACGGAAAGUUCAAAGUGCCGCCUGGCUUUAUGGAGUCUUUCGACCAGGCAGAGAAGACGUUUUUGUACCAAUGGGUCUACUGCCCCAUCGAGGAGAAGCUGGUCAACUUAACACCACUUGCCGAUGGGGUAGAUAUCGCUGCUAUGCCCUACAUUGGAGAGGAGGUCCCGUCACACAUCGCUACAGGUGUUGCACGAGGUGACCUGUAUCCGCGCACAAAGCUUCCCAUGGACAUUGCCAGCAACACCAAACCUAUGACCCAGCCGUUGCCUCCCUCUCGAAGAUCUUCUACGACUGUACAAACUCCUGACCCUAAGAGUAACAAAUCGAUCGACUCGUUCUUCAAGCCCAAGCGCACGCCUUUGGCUGAAUUGAGCCCAAACUGCUUCACGCCUUCGCCAAGCCAGCAGGUCUUGCUUGAACAGCAGCGCAAUAGCACUAGCUGGGCUGCAGUACCAGCUCCCAUUUCGCGAUUGCAGCAACAGUACCCGGCGCCUCCUAGCACGGCGCCUCAGCCUAGGCGCACUACGACGGAUCCCAUUGGAGGGCGAUCGGUCCCUCACCCGUCUAAGAGGCCCCGACUCUGUUCAGAUUCUGCAUUUGAUGCCUCUACUGCGGGCGACGAGGGUGUCGUUCGAAGCCAGUUUUUUACAUCGUCUACGCCAGAGCCGAGUCCCACGUUGCAUCGGAGGAAGAAGAGCAGAAGAAAGACUGACCAGGAUUUGCAGCCCUAUUCGGAUGACUCAAUCGAGGAGGUGAUGCUACAGGCCGCUGAUUUGGAGCAGACUGCAUCCCAGUCAAAGAAAAAGCUGCGGGUGUUCAGUGAGACGCAAUCAAGCAUACGAAGCGCGUCACAAUCAACAGUGUUUUCGAAAGAUGGUACUUCUCAAUCUCAAGAGACGCCUGGCUCACUCACACCAGCGUCAUCUUCUGGCAGCCCAGAACCCGAGUCUGUCUUUCGCUCUGCAAUUUCCUCUCAGCUGAGCGAUUUGCGGUCAAAGUUUGCCUACAAGGCUCCACCCGUCCCUUCAUCAUCCAUGCCACGACCUGCCAAAGCACGUUUGGAAAGGCGGCAUACUGAAGCAUGGCAGCCUGAACCACCACCUCUCAAGCCGGGCUCAGCAUCACUUCCUGAAACACCUGCAGAACCGAUUUUUCCCGGAACACCGCCUCCCGCAGACGAGGAAGCUGAUCUUGCAGAUUCUGCCUGGACGGCCAUGGAGGCAGAGGUUGUUGUAGCUGCGAGCUCACCGCCCCCUGUGACACCUGCAAAAAGGAGGCGAUCAUCGCCGAAAGGAAGUGAAGACUUGCUUGUGCCAGAUAGCGAUGCAGAAAGUGUGUGCUCGCCACGGAAGCCUUUGUUCAAUCUUGCGCGUUUUGCCUUUGCCGGAUAGGUUCUUAACUGUUGUCGAAAUAUUGGUGUAUUAUUACGAUGAGCAUAUGGUUUGCGGUUCUGGCGUUCCAGCAUUCGGUCGCGACCUGAGUCUUCCAAGGUCAUGAAAAUAAACAGAGCAGGCGUAGGCACAUGAAUUAUCAUGUUAUGGAUUUCUAUCUUGUAGUAUAACCUU
This is a messenger RNA of Exserohilum turcica Et28A, 2524 nucleotides long. RefSeq lists its product as uncharacterized. The transcript is spliced from 3 exons. The coding region runs from base 182 to 2350 and encodes 722 amino acids. The record is from RefSeq and is a predicted model, not a curated record. Gene Ontology annotation, cellular component: nucleus. Gene Ontology annotation, molecular function: DNA binding; 5'-flap endonuclease activity; metal ion binding. Lineage: Eukaryota; Fungi; Ascomycota; Dothideomycetes; Pleosporales; Pleosporaceae. Gene Ontology annotation, biological process: mismatch repair; DNA recombination; DNA double-strand break processing.